Pseudovirgaria hyperparasitica is the source of this 1707-nucleotide messenger RNA. RefSeq names its product putative polysaccharide synthase Cps1. NCBI's taxonomy places the organism in Eukaryota, Fungi, Ascomycota, Dothideomycetes, Acrospermales, Acrospermaceae. The record is from RefSeq and is a predicted model, not a curated record. The transcript has 4 exons. Bases 120 to 1400 code for a protein of 426 amino acids.
CUUCAACUUGCCGCCCACAUUGACGUCUUUCGGUCUUCUACAAUCCCACCUAUGUCUACCCUCCUCCAAGUUUCUCUCUAACAGGGUCACACUGUGGUUCCCUAGUCCCUCGUUUCGGCAUGUUUUCUGCGGGUUAUUCUUGGCUUGCCUUUGCCGCUGUGUUCCUCUUUCGAUAUAUCCGCUUAUGCGUUAAUGUUUAUGCUUAUUACAUUGGGUAUAAACCCACACCUAUUCCUGAAAAGCUAUAUCCAAGGGAUAACAUCACAGUCAUUCUACCUACUCUAGGAGAGAAUGCUGAGGAGCUCCUGAUCACAAUACAGUCAGCUUUACAGAAUGAGCCACAGAAGAUUGUAUUAGUGACUCCUAAAGUGCAUCUAAAAAGAGUUGAGGCCAUGAUGCAAAACGUCUACGAGCCGGCUCGCAAUCGUAUCAAGGUCUUAACCUCGAACAUGACCAAUAAGCGUCAGCAGAUCGUUCGAGCACUACCAGAUGAAGUCGAGACACCCUUUGUGAUGCUGAUCGAUGACGACGUAAAGCUGCCACCGACAUUUUCGGACUGGGUACUGGCACCGUUUGCGAAUCCGAACGUAGGCGGAGUAGGGACGAAUCAACGGGUUCGACGGAGUGAGAAACCCAAUUUCUGGGAGAUUCUCGGCGGGAUAUAUCUACAGCGGCGCAAUUUUGACUGCACUGCUUGCAACUAUAUGGACGGCGGACUUCCUUGUUUGUCCGGGCGAGCAGUUGUGUAUCGAUCUUCUAUACUGAAAGAUCCAGAAUUCAUGACCCAGUUCAAUGAAGAGAGUGUUUCCUGGUUCAAGAAGAAAUACCUGUUGAAUGCUGACGACGAUAAUUUCAUAACUCGCUGGCUGUUCAAGACUGGAUACGAUAUCCGAAUGCAAAAUCACCCAGACUGUGAGGUUGAGACCACUCUAGCUCCGGACAGAACCUACUUGAGACAAUGUGUCCGCUGGUCAAGGAGCAAUUGGCGGAGUAAUCUUACCAGCCUCUUUACCGAACGUAACGUCUAUCUUAUGUAUCCUUGGAGCACGUACGCUGUCUUUCUAACCACCGUCACCCAAUGGGCUCUAGCCAUGGACUUGACGAUGAUCUACCUGCUGAGUCGAGUGGUGAGAGGCUGGGAUACCUACGAUACAUACAUUGCAUACUUUUUGUUUUUCUGCUGGUGGUUGAUGUCUAGGUUCAUUAAAUUCGUGGGCUACUUCCGACAAUAUCCCAUGGACCUUGUGAACUAUGGAUUGCUGAUCAUUGGAUUCGGCUAUUUCCACAACUUUAUUAAGUUCUUUAGCGCAUGCACCAUUCUCAACACAGAUUGGGGAAGCAGAGAGGAUGCCGACCGAGCUCCAGACAACAAAGAGCGCCUUCGAAGGCUCCGAGAUUGAAUCGUCCUAUCCUCUAAAAGUUUUGAACUUCCGCUACCGAUCCUCUUCGAGCCUGCAAUGAGCGAUCGAACGAAUUUUACGAAGAGCAUCUGAACGACACCAUGUACUACACUACGAUUAUAACGAACUUGACUAGAUUAUCGCGUGGGACAUAAUCAUUGCAUUUCAUCUUGUAGCCCAUCACAUAGCCGAAGGCUGACUACAUUCCUGGGCACUGGCGUUCCGGAUCCUACGGGACCGUAUUUGGAUACUUUUCAAUCAGGUUGCGUAUUUAUUUUUGAAUGUAAUAUACUCUACAAAAGUAAGA